AUGUGGAAACAAGUAGCAGUUCUAAUGACAGUCAUGUCUGUGUACUGUGCCAAAGGCAAGUUGGCUACAGAUGAAGACGCAGAAGAUUCUGACGACUUGGACAGUAGCGAGCGGGUUGGCGCGUCAGUCACACAAAUAGUCCAGCACUCAUACGCUGCAUCCCUGAUGAAGAACGACACAUACGUCUGCAGCGCUAUAGUGUUAAACACCAACUGGUUACUGUCAUCGUCAAAGUGCUUUGACUCGGACGUCAUCUCCUCGUACGUGACCCACAAAAAGCUCGGCAAUUUCACCAUCCGAGUGGGCAGCUCAUACAAUAACAAAGGAGGAUCGCUUUACAAGAUAAAGAUGAUGAUAAACAACUUUGACAUGAAGGUGUCUGCUAUCAAGCUUCAGACGCCACUGGUUUAUGGAUCACGAAUUGGACCGAUACAUCUGCCUGCAACUGAUGAUGAUCCUACCUUGGGGUAUCUAGCCUCUAUAAUAGCAUGGACGCCCAGUGGGCACAUCCGUGUGGUAAAUGCACCAGUAAUAGAGGCAUCACUAUGUGAACCGUACACCAAGAUGCUGCCUGGCAAUUAUAUCUGCGUCGGGGGUGUCCAAGAUCCAAAUAGGCAUUUCUGUCGGAAGGACAACGGAGGUGCCAUCAUACAGAACAACACACUCAUUGGUAUUUCAACAUUCAUCCACUCGUGCGCAAUUUAUACCAAAAUUCACGCGUUCCCUAAAGUCUCAAGCUUCUCCAGAUGGUUGGACUCCGUCAUCUGGGAUGAGGAAAAUCGACCCACAUCCACUACCGAAGGAUCUGUUACAACCACAACAAAUGCUACCGAAGCUCCUGUACAAACCCAAACAUUCUUCGCUGAUCCUAGGAAAUUCUUGCUGACCUUACCAUUCGACCCAAUUAAUGUCCCGUUGGAACCGGCAGAAGACAACUCCGUGAUACCAAGGAUGAGCUUAUACGAGUCCUACCUCCAAAAUAUGGCGAAGUCCAAGACAUCGACCACGCAAAAUCCAAAACAAUUGGAGAUGGAGAAAAGGGCGUGGUUACAGAGGUUCGGGAAAGCGGUGAUGAUGAUGCCACAGUUCGCGAAAAAAUAUGACGCUUAUGACUAUAAUUAA
Messenger RNA from Diatraea saccharalis (sugarcane borer), 1122 nucleotides. Lineage: Eukaryota; Metazoa; Arthropoda; Insecta; Lepidoptera; Crambidae. The record is from the annotation of a GenBank genome assembly.